Messenger RNA from Metschnikowia bicuspidata var. bicuspidata NRRL YB-4993, 1320 nucleotides. RefSeq lists its product as uncharacterized. The record is from RefSeq and is a predicted model, not a curated record. Lineage: Eukaryota; Fungi; Ascomycota; Pichiomycetes; Serinales; Metschnikowiaceae. The coding region runs from base 1 to 1320 and encodes 439 amino acids. Gene Ontology annotation, molecular function: protein heterodimerization activity. The transcript is spliced from 2 exons.
AUGGAGGAGACAUUCUUUUUCGCAUUACUUCGAAUAUCCGUUGCACAAAUCCUCAAGGCCGCGGGCUUUGAUAAGUGCAAGCCUCUGGUGCUCAAUAUCAUCACCGAGCUAUACAUCAAGCAUUUGGAGUUGGUGAUUGAAAAGACCAAGAAAUUCUCUUUGGCCCGCACAAACGCCGUCAACGAUGUUGUAGCCUCAGAUGUGGCCGAGGCUCUACUAAACAUCGGAUUCAUCAAGCCUACACUGGCAAACGACCCUCAGGAUAAAAAGAACACCAAAUCUCUCAAGUCGUUCAAAAACUGGGUUCAGUAUAGCGACAGCUUCUCGGUGAGCAAAAAGCUUUCUUCUGUGCCUUCGCUGCACUUGGCCAAUUUGAUUGAAAAACGCAAAAUCGAUACUUCCUCUGAAACAGACCAGGAGAGGAAAAAACGCAGAUUACGGGAACGCCAGGAGUAUUUCAAUCAGCUCAAACAGGGCGAUGAUUCAACGAGGCCAGAUAAAGAAAGUGAGUUUCCCGAUGACCUAGAUGAAGAUGAGCUCACGACCAGUGACAGGCUCUCGUGGCUCGCGUACUUGGCUGAGAAAGACAUGAAACUAGGCCAGAACAUGAAGUUUGUCAACACCUGUAUCCAGGACGACUUGAUAAACGUGCACAAGCUCAAGAAGUUUCAUCCCACGCCGUUAGAUGGCGAGGAUAGCUACGUGCUGUUCAAGAGCCAGAUCCGCAACUCCAACAAGAACGAUCACUUUUUGCUCCAGCUACAAGAGGACGAAAAAACAGACGGCACAACAACGCAACCUCAUAUCCUACCCCCGCCACAUCUCAAAAGCGCCUUACCCUACAAUUUGAAGUACCAUGAAUGCUUGAUGGAUGACGAUUUGCAGCAGUACUUACAGUAUGCGUCAACACACGAGGAUGAGAUAAACAGAAGAUUGAACAUCCACCAGAAGCAAAAACAAGAGCCUGAAAAUGUACUUGGAGAUGACUCAAUAAGUCCGGGGAAAGAAAGUCGCUCUGCUUCUAUGGAGUGUGACGACGGAAACACCGGUAACGAAGAUAUCCAGCACACAGGCUCGACUCAAACGGCUGAAAAUGCAGCGACGGCAUUGGAUGUAAUUAAAGACAGCAAUGAAACAGGCGAAGUGGAAGCAGCUCCAGCGGACGCCCCAGUCAAGACCGAAUCUUCAGAAAGAGAAGACAAGGAGAACUCACAAAGCCCAGACGGCAAAAACAACGAGACUCAACCUUCAAGAACGGUAGAGGAUGGUGCGGAAAAAAGUGAGCCGGUUGUGAGUCAGGAACGAGCAUUGCGUAGCUAG